Molecule: messenger RNA, 2278 nt
Organism: Owenia fusiformis
Lineage: Eukaryota; Metazoa; Annelida; Polychaeta; Sabellida; Oweniidae
Source: the annotation of a GenBank genome assembly
GACGCCCCUGUAAUGUGGUUCAUAGUAAAAGAAGAUUAAACAUAUACCUCUUAUAUCUAAAUCCGCUUGAUCAGAAUCAAAAUACGGCAUUUUCCAAUUUUAUAUUUCCCACCGGAUGUAAGUGGGGAUUUCAUUACCCACAAUGCAACAAAGCGGAAGUGAAAAUUUUCCAGAAAAACAAAUGAGACACGAAUGGCUAGUUAUAAAAAUGCUGUUUAGACACAGUUAUAUAAGGUAUCACUCCAAUAUAACAAUGCGGAGUAGAGAUAGGAUCCCAUUUUCUAUUUUGAUCAUAAGUAUAAACGUUCUUCUGAAUCCAUUUCUGCAAAUUGUUGAUGCAAAGGAGAGCAGUGGAAGAUUCUUAAAAGUGACUGAGCAAAUGUUAGGUAACCUGAACACCUUUCAAAGGAAUUAUGGUGUUGCAGUUUCUGAUGUUGACAAUGAUGGAGAGUUGGAUUUCAUUGUUGCUGGCUUUUCUGGACGGAAUUUUGUAUUGAAAUAUAAUACAACAACAAGCCAGUUGGACAAUAUCGCUCAGCCGGGUACUCCAUUUGAAAAUCUCAUGGAUGUGAAAGGACAAGCUAUUGGUGUAUGUGCCUGUGACAUAGAUGGAGAUGGGCGAGAAGAGAUAUACUUUUUAAAUACAAAUCAAGCAUACGCUGGAGUCUCUAGCUAUGGUGAUAAACUAUUCAAAUGGAGUGAUAAUCAGUAUAUUGACCUAUAUGAAGACCCAGUGAAUCGUAACAUGAGUGUGCAGAACUAUGCUGGUAGAUCCGUAGCUUGUAUUGAUCGCAAUGGAGAUGGGACAUAUGGUAUAGCUGUUGCAACAUACUCUCAAAAUGGGCAGGGAAACUUUGCAUUUGUUGAGGUAGACAGCAAGCGUAAAAACACACAGAAUGAUGGCAUACCCUUGAGGGAUAUUGCGAAGGAAAUAGGCAUUGAUAUUUCAACUGGUGGAAGAGCUAUUGCAGUUGGUCCUAUUGUGGGCCAAGAUGGAAAAUCAGAUAUAUUCUUUGGAAAUGAAGGCAACAGACAUUUAGGAAAUUCUGGAAAGAACUGUCUGUUCAAAAAUAUUGGCAAUGGUAGCUUUGCAGAUAUCGCUACUAUAUCAGGUGUCAGCGAUGUAACUGAAGCAGUUAGAGGGAUUGCUUUGGCUGAUUUAAACCGUGACAAACAACUUGAUAUUGUGUAUGGAAAUUGGAUUGGAUCUCAUAGAAUAUAUAUUCAAACAACUACAGGUGGUGACAUUAACUUUAAAAAUAUUGCAGAGGGUGACUAUGAGAAGCAGAGUGCAAUUCGCACCGUAUUAGCUACUGACUUUAAUAAUGAUGGAAUCACAGAGAUAUUUAUGAAUAACAUUAAGAGCUACAAUACUCCUCAACCUAAUAAACUAUUUGAUGUGAUUCUUGAUAGACUUGAUAAAAACAGCAUUGAUAUUAAAAGCAUUGAUGUUGGUGAUGCAGAGGAGGCACAAGGGUUUGGCACAGGUGGAGCAUAUACUGAUGUAGAUAAUGAUGGGAUACUUGAACUGCUUUUAUCUCAUGGUGAAAGCAAUGCUCAGCCUUUAGAAAUAUACAAGGCAAAAGACACAGAAAACAAUAGGUGGAUCAGAGUUCGUCCUUACACAAAGUUUGGAGCACCUGCUAGAGGAGCAACUGUGACUCUCAAGAGCACAGAAGGUGAAGAACAUUUACAAGUGAUCGAUGGGGGUAGCGGGUAUCUCUGUCAAAUGGAGCCUGUUGCACAUUUUGGAUUAGGCACCACAAUAGAGCCAUUGAUGAUCACAGUACAAUGGCAGGAUGGAGAGACAGUUAAACUUAAACAACUUGACCACUCUAGUAUUAACAAAGUUCACCAUGUUAAACAUCCAUUUCAUAAACCAAGCAGUCACAUUAAGAUUGUCAAUGCGACAUUCACAACAGAAGUGAAACAUGAAGAACUGUAGUCAUAUUAUGACUUUUUGAGAAAUACUGUUCUGUUUUUUACCAUAUACAUUUUUUGAGGCAAGAUAUUUUCACAUAUUCUCAUGAGGAUGCUAUUUUUGCCUAUUAAAUGAUUAAUGGAAUUUUAACAGCAUCUUAACAUACCACAAAAACAUAUCAGUCACACAGGCAAGAGUCAGAGAGUCUUAGUUUAUUCAAAGGAUGUUUGACUCCAGUCUGUGAAUGCUGGUUUCUAGUUUAAUGAACAGCAUUACGAUUAUUAUUCAUAAUUGCUAUUGUAAUUUUAUUGUGUGUACUGUAAAUAAAUUAUAAGGGAAACUAUAAACACAUUGUGC